Limulus polyphemus (Atlantic horseshoe crab) is the source of this 1559-nucleotide messenger RNA. Its product is annotated as carbohydrate sulfotransferase 3-like. The transcript is spliced from 2 exons. Gene Ontology annotation, biological process: N-acetylglucosamine metabolic process; sulfur compound metabolic process. Gene Ontology annotation, molecular function: N-acetylglucosamine 6-O-sulfotransferase activity. The record is from RefSeq and is a predicted model, not a curated record. The coding region runs from base 345 to 1559 and encodes 404 amino acids. NCBI's taxonomy places the organism in Eukaryota, Metazoa, Arthropoda, Merostomata, Xiphosura, Limulidae.
UUCGUUCACGACAAGAUAGAGGAAAAGAACCAUAAGAAAAAUAUUCCAUAAAACGAUAUGGCAUACAUAUUUUUAAUUAGAUAUAAGUCAUGUGACCCAGUCGAGAUUGAAUACAGUUUUGCUACUGCUAGUAUUAGUCGUACGGUAAGAUUUUUUUUUUUCCUGUUGAUGUGAUGUAAUGGUUCACGUGGAUUAAAAUUGAAGCAUAAAUGCUAGUGAUUUUGUUCAUCGUCAACAACACGGAGAUUCCUUUGCCAAUUCUUCCCAUUGAGUAACUUAUUCGGUCAUAUCUUGGGAUAUUCCAACCAGAUCUACGCGAUCACCUAGUUAGUUUACGAGAAAAAAUGAAGUUUGGACGCUUACACGGCAUCACCCGGGUUUUUCGUAAAACAAUCUGUUUAGCCGUUCUUAUUCUAAUCUUUUGUGUCGCCUAUUUUCUUCAGCUUGAGAAAAACGAGAUAAAGAUCUGUACAGAUGGUGUGUCUUGUUCUACAACCAGUCAUUUGCCUACAAGGAGUCCUGAGCCCACUAAUCUUCUUCCUCUGCCUUUAAGAGACAUUAAAUCAAUCUACAUUCUGCCUGUACAAAAUAUUCACACGCAAUCUAGUGCAAUACAUAAAGCACCUAACUUGUUGUACAAUACCCAGAACUCUGUGGCUAAAAGAAAACAUAUAGUAAUAUUGUCGUAUUUACGUGGCGGUGGAACUUUCCUGGGUGAAAUUUUUAAUCAGCAUCCUCAGAUUUUUUACUACUUUGAGCCGUUCUACCUUCUGGACCAUAAAGGACCACAUAGUGCGAUUCAGCCCUUGUUCCGAAGCCAAGUUCCGCAAGCUCUCGACUUUCUCAUUGACAUUAUGGAGUGUAAGAUAUCUCGAAAUGUGGAAUUGGUUGAGAAAGAUCAUGCCCUAAGAAGUAAGGCGUUGAGGGACAUAUAUAAAACGCCAUUUUGUUUGACAAAUAACAGCACUUUGACAAGCUGCUUGGACAGAGCAUGUCAACUGAAAAACGCGUCUGUUACCAAGGUAAUGCGCCUUUACGUUCAAGACCUGCAGCCUCUGGUUGAAGAAAACGACUUAAAAUUAAUUGUUUUGCAAAGGGACCCUCGUGCCAUCAUCUACUCGAGACGUCGGAAUAACCUCGGAGGUCGUUUGGAGUUAGAGGACGAUUUUCGGCUUCAAGCUCGUAGUUUAUGUGCUCGGAUGUUACAUGACGUAAAGAUUGCCGAGAAGAUUGCGUCUACUACGCAUCAGGACUUUUAUAGAAUUAUUCUUCACGAGCAUUUUGUCACAAACCCGCUGAAGGUUGUAAGAGAUACCUUUAGGUUUUUAGAUAUCCCUGUAACUGAGCAACAAAUAGAAACUUUUCUUGAAGCCGUCCACAACUCUCAGCAAGUGCAGCAAAAAUACCCUUCUUUGUGGGACUGGAAGAUAGAAGCCUUGACAAAUGAGGUAAUCGCUAUAGAUAAAGUAUGUCAUUACUUCUACAAAUAUUCUUUCUACCAACCAAUUACAGAGGGCGAGGACUUUGGAGAUAAACGUGGACUCUGCACUUAUUGUUGA